CCCCAAUUACGGAUCAAUAAACCACCAACUAAUUCAUUUCAUCAACAGCCGACUUAUGGCAAAGAACUUUGAAUAUAUAUAUCACUCUCAUUAGAAUAUGCUAAAACAUUAAGCAAUAAUCUUCUCCAUAAACCCUAAACACUCCUCUAAACCAUAGUUCGUUACUUCGUUGUAUUAGUGAGAAGAAAAGGGCUAUGGCGAUAAUAAUCACAUUCCCUGCUUCCUCCGUUGCUGCCCUACCUCGCAAGUCUGCCACGAAGAAGCUCCCUAACGGCUCACAUCCAGUCACCGGAAUGCUUCGUCCCCGCCGAGUCUUCGCCCGAAGAUCGCUGCCGCGAAAAAUGAUCACUCCGGUGAAGAAACCGUCGAGGCAUGUUAUCUCUUCCACCCGCUCUGCCUCGAUUUCGUUCUCGGAGGACUGCUGCAACGAAUUUGAUUUCAAUUGCGACAGUUCAUGCUCUUCCACGGCUUCUUGCAGCUAUCCUCCUAAUCCUCGUCCCGAAGAAGAUGAUGAUACAGGAAAGAAGGACCUCCCAAUGUGGAGGAUUGUACCUAAAUCCUCCACUAGAUUUACUCUUGUCAGAAUUUGGAAUUAAUUAAUUUCUUGGUUGUA
This is a messenger RNA of Cuscuta epithymum, 613 nucleotides long. The record is from the annotation of a GenBank genome assembly. Lineage: Eukaryota; Viridiplantae; Streptophyta; Magnoliopsida; Solanales; Convolvulaceae.